Messenger RNA from Prorocentrum cordatum, 714 nucleotides. The record is from the annotation of a GenBank genome assembly. NCBI's taxonomy places the organism in Eukaryota, Dinophyceae, Prorocentrales, Prorocentraceae.
AUGUCCGCCGCCGAGGCCGAGGCCGAGGCCGAGGCCGAGGCUGGCGUCAGCGAACAGCAGGAGCUCAUAUCUCAGCAGCCCCAGGGCAGGCCACGGCCGAGCUCGCGGGCUCCACGUCGACUCGGCAGUGCGGCCAUGCUCGGACUCGCGACCAUCCUCGCCUGCACCAGCGUGGCCGCCCUGUUGCAGUUUCGGGCGCAGGGGUCGUCCAUCCCCGCCAUGCGCUCUGGCGUCACGGAUGCGGUGGGUCUGCACGAGAUGCGGGCCAGAGGCGACAACGACCUGGACUUGAGAAGUUUGGAGGCGCCCGCCGGGACCGCAGCGGCCAAUUCAACCAAGGCGCUCCUUGAGAAGAUGUACAGCGAGAUCGAUGCUCUCAAGGCGAACACGGAGACGUUCAACGCCAUUUUGGAGUCGCUGACGCCCAACGUGACGCUCUGCGGGAAGCUGGUCUGUGCCAAGAACUCGACUUGCUGCGGGGCGGCCCAGAAUGGGAUGUGCUGCGGCGCCGACGCCACGUGCUGCGGCAGCGCCAGGAGCCCGGGCGCCGAGAUCUGCUGCGGCAAGGGCUCCGAGUGCUUCGACGGGAUCUGCUGCGCACGAGGGGCGCUGCAGUGUGGCGGCAUCUGCUGCAACGCGGGCGACGUCUGCUGUGGCGGCAUCUGUGGCGCGAGGGGAUCCGAGUGCAACAACGGCGUCCUCUCGGCGAGGUGA